This is a messenger RNA of Loa loa (African eye worm), 1597 nucleotides long. RefSeq lists its product as hypothetical. The transcript is spliced from 10 exons. Gene Ontology annotation, biological process: proteasome-mediated ubiquitin-dependent protein catabolic process. NCBI's taxonomy places the organism in Eukaryota, Metazoa, Nematoda, Chromadorea, Rhabditida, Onchocercidae. The coding region runs from base 39 to 920 and encodes 293 amino acids. Gene Ontology annotation, cellular component: nucleus; proteasome regulatory particle; cytosol. The record is from RefSeq and is a predicted model, not a curated record.
UCUUAGAUCAAGAACGAAUUUUCGUUAUCGAAUAUUGAAUGGCAGGAUUGGAUACUGUACAUCAGCGACUGUUGGACGAAUGGAGAAAAGAAUCGAAACGAGAUCUUUCGCAACUGGAAAUAGUGCUGAAGAGUGCCAAAAUGGAAGUUGAAUGCAGGAAGCUCGUGAUAGAGUGGAAUAAGAAACCGAGAAAUCUUGAAGCAGUUGGAGUCAAACUGAAACGGAUCAAGGGAUUGAUGAAUAAUAGAAACGCUUUGCGUGGUCUCAGCCAUCAAGCGUUACUUAUGAUUCAUCGAGAUGUUUUCGAGAUAGAUGCUUUGUGUGCGAUCCUCCGGUCUGAUCUGAACUCAUUCCGUGAAGCUAUAGCUGUUCUCGUCAAUUUCUACAAUUCAUAUGGCUCGAGCGAAGAAUGGCCAAAUAAAUGGUUAAUGAUCGGCUUAGAUCUUAUGUUCCUUUUGGCUACCAAUCAACACGCUCAAUUCCACAUGUUACUGGAACAGGUCGAUCGAGAUAUCCAGCAGAAGAAUCCGUAUAUUAAGAUACCCAUAAAACUGGAACAAUCGCUUAUUGAAGGUGCUUAUCAUAAGAUAAUGCUAACGGAAAAGGAUAUUCCCAGCCCUUACUACGCAUUAUUCAUACGUAUAUCAAUGGGUACAGUACGGGAUGAAAUAGCUUUAUGUAUGGAGCGUGCAUUUAUAAAAAUAUCGCAACGAGAUGCCGCACGACUACUUCUGUUUAGUGAUGUCAACGAAAUGGUAUCUUUCGCGGAAAAGCGUGGUUGGGAAACCAGUACGUGUGAUCUCAAUGUCACGUAUGUAUUUGAUCACGUACAGCAAGCCCCCGUCGAGCUACGGGUAGAUACUAAAAGGAUUGCUAAACAAGCCAUUUUUUACUCGAAGCAACUCGAAAUGAUCAUAUGACGACGGCAGUCCAUCAGAUUUUUUAUCCAUUUAUUUCCGUACCGAAGGAAUUCUCCGACUUCACCGGCUCUUUUUACGUAUCGCUUAUUUUGUGUGCAUUUUUAUGAACUGUUCAAAAGUUCCUCGAAAUUUGAAUCAGUUAGAGCCUCAUUCUGUUUGGAAAGGAAAAGGAAAAGAUGCCCAGAAUAAAGCAGAAGUGUUAAUAUAAACAGUUAAGAGCAUACACAAUUAUGAAGAUUUGCACAAACUGAUUACAGGACUUCACACAAUGGAUAGACUUCAACACAUAAAAUAGCUUAAAUUAUAUAAGCGUUUAUAAAACUGUUAUUAGCUCUUGAAAUACCGCAAAUACCGACCAGAUCUGAGUAUAACUUUCUAUUUUCCGAUAACUGCCCCAGGAAGCAAAGUAUCAAGUAUUAGAUACAAUGCAAAAGUAUAUAAAAAGAUAGAGGUGCAACAGUACUGUUUACAAAUGCAGUUGAAAGUCAUAAUUUUGGAAAUUUGCUAUAUAAACAACGACAAACAAAUAAAAUAAUGAAAUACAAUUGUAAAUCUUGCACAAACUUAUUCUAAAAGAUUUUUAUAUCAAUCUUUGUAUUGCAAGUACGGUUAGUAAUAAAAUGAUAUAACGAUAUGAAGAUGGCAAAAUAUCCUACUUACAUUUGAUUAGCAGGUUU